UCUCCCAGUGGAUCAUCUUCUCCCCCCCCCACCUCCACAGCAAUGGUAAGGCUCACUUCCGGACGAGGACCGGAACCCGGAAGUGUGUGGCACUGGAGGUUCCCCGGCUGCUCACAGGAAUUCACAUUCCCCAGUGAAAAUGGAGACAUUAAGGGACCUAUCUGUGAAGGAGCUCCAGGAGCUGCAGGAGAAUUCUGAGGAGAUCGAGCGUCUGGCACUGGAAUCAACAGAGGUCCAGGAACUACAGCUGGAAAGGGAGAUGGCCUUGGCCACAAACCGAAGCCUGGCAGAGCAGAACCUGGAGUUCCAGACGCCGCUGGAAACUGGCCGCACAAACCUUUCCGACAGAUACCAGAAGCUGCAGAAGCUGGCAGAACAGUGCCAGGAGCAGAAGGCAAAACUUGAGAAAUUCUCUGCGGCGAUGCAGCCUGGGACCCUGUUAAAUCUUCUGCAGGUGGAGGGCCAGAGGAUCGAAGAGGAAUCUGAGACUAUGGCUGAGAAGUUCCUGGAGGGCGAAGUGCCACUGGAGAUAUUUCUUGAGCAGUUUUCCUCCAUGAGGAAGUUGUCCCACCUGCGACGGGUCAGAGUGGAAAAGCUCCAAGAGAUACUGAGGAAGUCUGAAGCUUCACAGGAACCAGCCAGUGACUCUCAUUUUAACCACCAGCCUCCUGCUCCUCACAUAACUCCUGGGCCUGCUGACGAGCAGCAGCCACAGCCCUUCCUAUCAGGAACACCAUCCUUCCCUUUGCCCUAUAGUCCAGCCCCAUGCAUGCCUGUAGGCCCUACAGCCCAUGGAGCUCUCCAACCUGCUCCUUUCUCUGGAGCACCAGUUAUAAUGGGACCCCUCACCUCCUCUCAGCCAAGCACCCAACCCACAUUUCCCUAUAAACCAGCUCCUGGAUACCCACCUGGAGGCUCGACACCAGGAUACUCCCAGCCUCAGACAAGAGGCUCAUCUUCGGCCCCAGGGUACCCUUGGUCUCCAUGCAGAGGUCCACCACCUGCCUCAGGUUACCCUCAAUCCCAGCCCAGAGCUCCAUCUGGACUAGGGUACCCCCAGCCUCCCCAGCCUCCAUAUUUCCCACCAGGAGGCGGAAGACCACAGUGUCCAUACCCAACCCAGCCACCGCUACCUAGUUUCCCAAUUCCAUCCCAGCCUCCGUAUCCCCCAGCUUCACAUUCUCCCUUUGGAUAUCCACCACCUCGAGGCCCUGCUUGGCCUGGAUACUAGUCAGUACUUCUGGAGAGCUUGCUUCAUCAUCCUCUCCUGUGUCAUGGUCUGAGAUAUCAAUACUUGCUGAGAAAAAAGCGAAAGAAGAAAGAGCUGGGAGUGUUGUCCUCAGACCCAUACAUGUAUAAGGAUUAUGUAUGAUGAGAGGUGUGGUUCUGGCGUCAUAUACACGCUAGCAGCAUGAGAUGUAAGACAAAGUGACACUAUAACAGCACAUCCGAGGAUUGCACUAUUUUAGGUUUUGGUUAAUGAAUAAUACCGUGUGAUGACUGCUGGCAUUCUUCAGUGGCUACUUGUACUGAUUGAUCAUUCGAAGCCAUGUUAGAAAAUACAAAUAGUGGGCCAGAUUCUCUGCUACUAUAAAUGGGCAAAACAUGCACUGAUUUACACCAGCUGAGGAUCUGUGUGUGAGAUGCCUGUGUGUAUAUGGAUAUAUACCAAAAGAAUUCUAAACACACAGGUGUGUGAGAGAUGGAGUGAGAAUCUCGAACAGUAUUUGACCAGAAAUGCUCAUAUUGCUUCCCAGGGAACUCACUUGGAAACUAGAUUAGCAGAGUCAGCCAGAUUUAGAA
This is a messenger RNA of Terrapene triunguis (Three-toed box turtle), 1803 nucleotides long. It is a transcript of the gene VPS37C, whose product is annotated as VPS37C subunit of ESCRT-I. The record is from RefSeq and is a predicted model, not a curated record. The transcript has 5 exons. The coding region runs from base 140 to 1231 and encodes 363 amino acids. Gene Ontology annotation, biological process: protein targeting to membrane; ubiquitin-dependent protein catabolic process via the multivesicular body sorting pathway; protein targeting to vacuole. Lineage: Eukaryota; Metazoa; Chordata; Testudines; Emydidae. Gene Ontology annotation, cellular component: ESCRT I complex.